AUCAAAAGUUUGUGGAAAACAAAUAGAUCUCCAAGAGAUGAUAAAUGUUCCCGUUAAUGUUGUUAAAUGAACUUUAAAUCAAGCAAAAGCCAUGAUACCUUUGAAAAAGAAUGAUACUAAGUGUUGCCAAUAAGCUGAAUAUUAAAUACCAAGAGGAUACACCUAAAGGCGACAUAAAUCUUCCUAAUUCCGUAUAAAAUGCGCCAAAAAAUGCAGCAUCAGCUGAGCAGGAAGUUCACCUUCACCCAAUGAGCAAGGGGACACAUGAAAAAUCGAUUCUUGAAUCUGCAACAGCAGCAGCAGCAGCCGCGCCCACUUAUCCGACAACUGCACCCCCUCGUAAAUCCCUUCGCAAGCCACAUAGAAGAAAUCCAAUAAGCCAAAAGCAUCAAAGUGUUUGGAAACCAGCACCAGCCCCAGCACCCCCGCAGGGAUACCAUCGAAGCGGGACGCCGCAGAAUGGUGGAUGCCAAACCGCCGCCCGCACCCACAACGGGAGCGGUGCCGGGUACGCCUCCGGCCGCCUUUGCCGGCGAACGAUCCAAAAUCAAAUUGUUCAUGGAACGAACGCCCAGCAUUGGGGCACUCAAAUCCAAGUUCCUCACAGUGCUGGGCAACAGCAAUGAGCUGCUCAAUGGAAUAUCAAAUAAGCUGACUUUGAGCUGCAGCAGCAGCGAUUCGGAUUACUGUGACGAUGAUGAGGAUAUACCCAAAUUUGACGAGACGAUUGACUAUACAAAAAUCGAUUUUGAGGGACGUCGGGUGAAGGCACGCCGUGCCCAUGAGGAGAUCAUCUCGGGUCGCUACAGGCAGCCCAAUCUGGCGCCACUCCAACAUCUAGGUCCCCGCCUGGAGCCCUCGCGGGGUCGUCAUGGCGCCCAGAAGCGAGGCGGCAAUCCGCAGCGUUCCAACUCGGCAUCGUCCAGCAGCUCAGGGGGCAGCAGCAGCGACGAGAGCAGCUCCGUCUCGCUGCCCGAAAAUGCGGCAGCGGCGUCGUCGGCGGUGGCUCCACGUUCCCACGAUGUGAGCAGCACCACGCGCUCCGAUUCCAUUGAGAGUCGCAACUCUGGAGGCUAUGAAAGGCCCAGGGCCAUUGCCGGAGCCCGGCGCAGUGAGCUGGAUGUGCAGAAGGACAUGCAGCGCAUUAUAGAACUGCUGGAGGCCAAUCCUCCCCACAUCGAUGUGCAGCCGCCCACAGAAGGAGGGGGAGAAUGCGGUGGAGGUGGCGGAGGUGGCGGCGGCUCGGUGAACCGUCAGCCCUGGGGAGCAGGCAGCAACUCGAUGCGUGUGCCAGCACGCAGUCGCACAUCCAACAGCAGCACUCUGACCAGCCUGAGGGAUGAGGUGGACCAGGUGCUGGCCAGCCCCAGCAUGGAGUCCACCGACUGGCGGCACUUCAUACGCUCCGAGUCGCAGAACUCGGUGCCCUCGUGGGCCUCCUCCAUCAGCCUGGACUGUCGUGCCGGCGAGGAGCCCGUCAAGGAGUUCAUGAGGCUCUUCACCGAGUUGCUCUUCUACAAUUCCACGUGCGUCAACCUGGAGCUAAAGUCGGAGUUCGGGGUGCUGCUCCGCCUGGAGAUUGGUCGCCUCUGGUUCACGCGAUUCCUCACCGAGCAGCGCAACAAGACGAAGCGCCUCGAGUCGGUCACCUUCCACGGCCUGCCCCAGUACUUUGCUCUGGCCCUCUUCGAGUGUGGCGAAUGCGAGGACUAUGGCCCGGCAUCGGUGCUCAUGAAUCUCUGUUUUCUCUUCUACCACGAAGUUGAAGUUCCUGGCUGCGAUCCAUAUCGGGAGUACCUGUUCCUCUCUCUACGCCAGCAGCCCAUCUGGCACCAGCUGCCCUUCUGGGACACCGUCUUCUGGGACGCCAUGCAGGCGGAGCGGGAGCAGCGCUUCGCCAACCUGUUGCGGCGCCAGCAGCGACGUCAGCAGAAGAAGCAGCAACGCCUGUCCAUUCCAGCAGCAGAGACAGCGGGAGCGGGAGCGGGGACCACUGCUGCUGCGGAAACAACAGACAAGUCUGUGCGUAAACAUGGACCCGAUUCCUCAUCCAGCUCCUCCCAUCAGGCCGCACACUCGGCGCCUCCGCCGGCGAAUCGAAAGCAAAGCAAAUUGAGUCCCGGACAGCCGCUGUCGGGCAAAGAGCAGGAGGACACUGUAUUCCGGCAUCUGGGUGCCCUGACCUGUAACAUGCAUUCGCUGGGCACAUCCAAGGACGUGUGCAUCGACUUUCUCAAGAGACAUGCCCUGGGCCACGAGCUAUCAAAGGAUAAAGCAAAGCUCAUCCGAGACAAUGUCCAUCGCAUGUACCACGAAACAGAACUUUGGGGCGCACGAUAAGCCAAGCUCUUACUUUUCCUCAAGUACCUAAUGAAAGUGUUUCAAACUUCGUCUCUCCUCCAAAGCUAAACCUUUUUCCGUCUCAAGACAAAUCCAAAACUAAUCAAAUCCUAACUUAAAGUAGCAAAAA
Molecule: messenger RNA, 2470 nt
Organism: Drosophila guanche
Lineage: Eukaryota; Metazoa; Arthropoda; Insecta; Diptera; Drosophilidae
Exons: 9
Coding region: 460-2340 (626 amino acids)
Source: RefSeq, a predicted model, not a curated record